Penicillium oxalicum is the source of this 201-nucleotide messenger RNA. RefSeq names its product thiamine-binding protein. Gene Ontology annotation, cellular component: cytosol. The transcript is spliced from 3 exons. Bases 1 to 201 code for a protein of 66 amino acids. Lineage: Eukaryota; Fungi; Ascomycota; Eurotiomycetes; Eurotiales; Aspergillaceae. The record is from RefSeq and is a predicted model, not a curated record.
AUGCACUCUGCAGGCACUACUCUUGAAGGAUCUUGGGAUCGUGUCCAUCAAGUCAUUGGACAAGCGCAUACUUUGCUCCAUCAGCAGGGCAUUGUCCGCAUUCAGACAGACAUUCGAGUUGGCUCGCGAACGGACAAGGCGCAGACUGCCGAGGACAAGGUGAACAAAGUGCACCAAUUACUUGCCCAGGACGAACAGUGA